Messenger RNA from Exaiptasia diaphana, 3748 nucleotides. RefSeq names its product protein phosphatase 1H. The record is from RefSeq and is a predicted model, not a curated record. Gene Ontology annotation, molecular function: protein serine/threonine phosphatase activity. Gene Ontology annotation, biological process: protein dephosphorylation. Bases 470 to 1924 code for a protein of 484 amino acids. The transcript has 11 exons. NCBI's taxonomy places the organism in Eukaryota, Metazoa, Cnidaria, Anthozoa, Actiniaria, Aiptasiidae.
CAUACUUAAAAUGACGCUACWCCCCUGUUUCUUAUAUAUUUGUUAUACAUGUACAGCUAAGACCUCAACAGGGAAGUCAUAAAAAUUCUGACAAAAAGAAAUCUACCGGCGUCAGCACGUGAUUUAACCUURAAAACAAAUCAACGACUCGCAAAGGAUCUCGGAUCUGUGUUUCUUUUAAAUUUCGGCGAAUUUUCAGCCAACUGAGUCCCKCAGUCAAAAUGGUGGUUGAAAUUUCCAUUUUCAGAUUAUUCUUUUAUAUUCCCAGUUCAAUUGAUCCCAUUUCUCAGUCCCAAUGCCGUCUCCCAUGUUACGACAAUCGCACUGGCUGCUUCCGGGUACAUCAAGUCGAGGCAUAAUUGUACAGCGGUCUUCCCCCAUCAUAGCAAUGUUUUCUUUUUGAGGUAAGCUUCUACUCCAUCAAUCUCGAUGUAGUUUCACUUCUUUGUUGGCCACCAAUCCCAAAAUAAUGUCUUUUAAUGGCAUUAGAAGAAUAUUGAAUAUUAGUCCGGCCAGUGCACUCGCUUAUAUUGUUGGACAAACACCAGAUAACAGGCGAAUCACAUUCCGUUCUUAUGGAGGMAUGGUYGAAAUGGAAGAGAAAUACACGUACAGAAGACCGGAGUUUCUCCAACUUAACGAAGAGUCUGAACAAGCAUCAAGCGACCAUGAGGCUAGACCAAUUCUMAUUCCUCACAGAGAGCUGCCUUUGAAUGCUGGCUAUGCUGAAACAAUCAAUGCUGGCAAGACAUUGCACAAGAAUGAAGACCAGGCAGUUGCUGGAAUGUUUUGUCUCAAUGUUGAUAACAAACAAGAAGAAAAAGCUGAUGGUAGCAAAGCUACAGAAAGUCCAAAUAGUAUAACACAGACCAAGAUACCAUAUGCAUGUUUUGGAGUGUUUGAUGGACAUGCAGGGGAAGGUGCCUCAAUGAUGGCUGUGAAUACCCUACAUAUACAUAUCAUGGAAAAACUGUCAUCUGUCAAAGAGCUUCUUGCUUAYGGAASUGAUGAAAAAUUAGCCAAGUGUGACAAACUCUCUGAAGCUGUUGUUACCAGCAUCACUAUUGAUAGACUGAUUAUUGGUGCAUUAGAGGAAGCAUUCUUUGAAAUGGAUGAACAAAUCAAGAGAGAAAAGCAGACUUACAAGAUUGAAGGAGGCUGCACUGCUAAUGUAGCUUUAUUCAUUGGUAACAAGCUAUAUGUAGCUAAUGCAGGAGAUUCAAGGUCUGUUAUAUCUUUGAAAGGCAAGCUUAUUCCCAUGUCAUUUGAUCACACUCCAGAAUCAGACAGGCAAAGAUUACAGCAUAUUGCAUUCCAAAAGCCCCAGUUGCUUGGAGGUGAAUUUGGCAGGCUUGAAUUUCAGCACAGAGCAAGRAAGAAGUAUAUAGGUCAAAAGCUCUUGUACAGAGAUCGGCACAUGACUGGCUGGUCGAAAAAGGUAGUCACAGAAGAAGAUGCCCAGCGAUUUCCUAUGAUUACUGGAGAAGGCAAAAAGUCGCGUCUUCUAGAUACUAUUGGUACAACUAGAGGGUUUGGUGAUCAUGACCUUAAAGUACCAUAUUGUGGGUUAGCAAUCAAACCCUUUCUCACUCCCCAACCAGAGGUUAAGAUGUACGACUUAACGUCAUGUCAGCACGAUGAAGACGACGUGUUAAUCAUGGCCUCUGAUGGUUUGUGGGAAAGACUUUCAAAUGAAAAGGCAAUCGAAAUUGUUGCAGAUGUUUUCAAGAAAACUCCCAAAACUGACAAACGAAGAUACGUUGUAGCAGCACAGACUCUUAUUGGUGAAGUCAAAGGGACAUUAACAGACAGGGGCUGGAGACGUUCCAAUGGCGAAAUGGCAUCAUAUGAUGACAUUACUGUAUUUGUAAUACCGCUGAACAAACAUGUAUCCGACCGAAUUACAGUGGAGCACAAAUCUUAACUUAGRUUCCGCYGGUUUGCUUGACAAUGGGCGUGUAUCCUUGUUUAGCCAACUAUUUUUAUGUGUCAUAAUUUGAGGGACUGCAUACGCGCUUGAAAACGCUAUAAAAUACAAAAAAAAAAAACACACUCAUUAUCAAUAGCCAUUAAAGCAAGUCCUUCAUAAUAUCAAAAAUCUAAAAAUUUUUCGAAGGCAAAAGGUAGUAAUAUAAUUUAUAAAACGAAAUUAUUAGAGGAAAUUAAUCGCAUUAGCACUGAAUGCUUUUCAGAUAUAUAUACGUUGACAAUCCUCGCUCACCAAACAUUUGCGCAUAAAAAGUCAUCUUAAAAGUUAACUCAAUGCAAAAUCGUCAUAUCCUUUGCAUAUUUUCAGACGUUGUUUGGUUAUUGUAACUUCAGGACUUAUUUUUGUCUUAUUCAAUCGUUUUUAGGUCUAACCAGGGACGUCCCUGGUCUAACMUCUUUAAAGCUGACUGACCGGUUUUGGCAGUAGUUUUUUUAUGCAUCGACCACUGACUUUACAGAAACGUUCGCUGAGCUCCAUAUGAUGAUUUAAAAACUUAUCAUUGUUUUAGAUGCAUUAAAAACAGGUUGCCAGAGAUCGGUCGGUCAUAUCUAGUCUCCUCCCCAGCAACUCUUUUUUCCUCCUUUGGGCUUCCUUUGUAACGAUCAUCUUGGCCCCUCUCUCGCCCCCAUUCUACCUCAUUUGGCUCCCAUUUUAUUCCAUUCUUAGUGRUGCCUGCGGAGGUGACUAGGUCAUUCCUAGAUCUCUGGGAAUUUCUUUUGACGAAAAGCUGUCUUUCGAUAGAGAUAUUGAAACUGGUUUAUUGUAAUUAUAAUAAAACCAUAGUUAMUAACUAUGUUUUAACUCAAUUAGGCGUUUUAAAAAUGUAAUGCAGUUGUGGAGAGAAAUAUAUCGUAUCUUAUACAGAAAGUUAACUAGAAAAAUAAAUUAUUAGUGUAAUAGGUCAGUCGUAAAUUAUGUUCAAGACAUCAAUGAAUUUUACUGCAACGGAAAGCACGACCAUGCGAGGUGACUCUAGCCUUUUCCCUAGAGGCAAGCCGUCAUGUAAACAGCUACGUCCUAAUGCUGCCCUAGACAACUCUAAAUGGUGUCCCGUUUCAAACUCCGAAUCUCACUUACAUGCUCCGAAUUCAGUAUAGGUUCGAUCUAACUUGGUCCGGUAAAAAGGGUUUUUAACCCUAGGAUUAGGGUUAGGGUUAAAAGGCCUGUUUCAGACGUCGAUCUUUUGCCGCGUCUAAUCUAAUUGCUUACAUGCAGUUCUCGAGAAGUUUGCAGUCGACAUCGAUUGAUAUUUACAGAUUAUAUAAGUUUGUCCAACUCAGAACAAAAUCUACUAAUGUCAAUAAAUUCAGAGUACAAAAUGCUCAUAAACUAAAAUCCAUCAAUUAGAUUAUACUCAACAAAAGAUCGACGUCUGAAACGGGCCUAAGACAUCAUCAUCAUCCACACUGAUGCGUUUUCGUACGGUUUUGUAGAAGACACUGCGAAACGCAUCGCUGUGGACGCGCAAGGCAUAAGGAGAGAUGGGCUUGAGAAAUGACAUUAGUUGAUGAUGUACUAACUAAUYCUUUUAUUUUUAAAUAGCAAUAUUGACAUAUUGUACGUCUUGUUUUUGUGUACAUCUUCAGAAUUUGAAGACACUGAAAUUAAAAUAACAUUUAAAGAAUCAGAACCGUCCCGUUAAUCCUGCAGGCCUCUAUCGACUAUUCCAGAAAGUCUAAAUGUAAAUAUAAAAAACGUAAACAUAAAAAAUAGAGAGCGUUGUGGUGUUUGUAAUAAAAAGAAUCCCAAUUGUAUGUA